Messenger RNA from Lasiosphaeria miniovina, 3946 nucleotides. RefSeq names its product DNA polymerase gamma. Lineage: Eukaryota; Fungi; Ascomycota; Sordariomycetes; Sordariales; Lasiosphaeriaceae. Gene Ontology annotation, molecular function: DNA-directed DNA polymerase activity; 3'-5' exonuclease activity; DNA binding. The record is from RefSeq and is a predicted model, not a curated record. The transcript has a single exon. Gene Ontology annotation, biological process: mitochondrial DNA replication. Gene Ontology annotation, cellular component: gamma DNA polymerase complex; mitochondrion. The coding region runs from base 162 to 3599 and encodes 1145 amino acids.
AUAGCAUUCAUUCAUUGCCAAAGCAAAGCAAUUCCAAUGUCCAUCAUCAGACAAGAGUCGCUUGCCACAAACCAACCGACCGUCCGCCUCCCGUCAGCACACUGCUGGUUGCCUCAGCGACAUCGAACAUGACUUAAACACGCGUUUGCGAGCUCAGAAGAAUGCUAGCCCCCGUGCGCGGCCUUGCGGGGAGACAUGGGCUGGUCGCGACGCCUCGAUUCAUCCACUUCGCGAAGCAGUGCGCCGCCCCCCGCUCCUUGCCGUCCUUGGCCGCAUUCCACCAGCGCCGGUGGGAGUCUGACGUCGCCGUCGCCCCCGCCGCCACUGCUGCUGCCGACACAAAUCUUGCCGUUCCCUGCGCCGCCCGCUUCAACGAAAUCGGUGUGCAGCAACUGAGCUCCCACGUCUACGACCAGCUCUUCCCCCGUGGCAACACUUCGCCGCCGUCCCCAGAGCUUGUUGAGCAUGCUCGCGACCACCUCCGCCGGCACGAUCUGCUUGGCAAGAAUACCGACAACUCGGCCCCCGUUGCCUUUGACCUGCCGCCCCUAGCAGGAGAAACGCUAGAUGAGCAUUUCUGCAAGCUUGGCGUCGACGCCGCCGAGCCCUUUCUCUCGCACGCGAAGCAGUUUGCGCGCGCCACCCUCCCACCCAAGCCGCGAGCAUGGAAGCGCACGAGUGGUUGGACCAAGUACUAUCCGGAUGGGCGUACCGAGGAGGGCGUGGCCCCCCAGGGGAACAUGCUCGCUUUCGACACCGAAGUCAUGUGGAAACACAGCCCCUUUGCCGUCAUGGCCUGCGCUGCCACCCCUGACGCUUGGUAUGCGUGGUUGUCGCCGUGGCUGCUCGGCGAGACGGACAACGACAGACAGCUGAUAUCCCUCGGCGACCCCUCGGUGGAGAGGGUUAUCGUGGGACACAAUGUGGGCUACGACCGCGCCAGGAUACUCGAGGAGUACGACCUGAAGCAGACUAGAAACUCGUUCCUCGACACCAUGUCACUGCAUGUCGCUGUGAACGGUAUGUGCUCUCGCCAGCGGCCAACGUGGAUGAAGCACAAGAAGAAUAGAGAGCUGCGUGACAAAAUCUCCCAGCAGACCAACGACAUUGAGUUGGCCGAGCUACUCAACAACAACUCGUUUGCCCAUGACGAGGAGGAGCUCUGGGUUGAGCGGAGCUCCAUCAACUCUCUCCGGGAUGUCGCAAAGUUCCACCUCGACGUCUCCAUCGACAAGGAGAUUCGGAACUCGUUCGGCGAGCUAGACCGCGAAGGCAUACUGGCCAAGCUUGACGACCUCCUGACUUACUGCGCUGCAGAUGUCGCCAUCACUCACCGAGUUUACCAGAUAGUCUUUCCUAACUUCCUCCAGACCUGCCCGCACCCUGUUAGCUUUGCUGCACUCCGCCACCUUUCAUCCGUUAUCCUCCCCGUCAACAAGUCCUGGGACUCGUACAUAGCGAACUCCGAGGCAACAUAUCAGCGCCUCUCGGCGGCUGUCCAGGAACGCUUGAUCUUACUGACCGAAAAAGCUCUGGAAAUUAAGGGUGAUCCCGACAAGUGGGCCAGCGACCCCUGGAUGCAGCAGCUUGACUGGUCCGGACAAGAGGUCAAGAUGGUCAAGGGAAAAAAGAAGAACGACCCGCCGCGGCCCGCAGCCAGGCAGAAGAUGCCCGGCAUGCCCAAGUGGUUCAAGGACCUGUUUACCAAGGCCGACUCGCCUAUUAAUCUCACAGUCCGCACUAGGAUAGCCCCGCUUCUUCUCCGUCUAUCGUGGGACGGUUACCCCCUGUUCUGGUCCGACAAGUACGGCUGGACUUUUAGGGUCCCGCGCGCCGAACUGGCCACCUACACGGCGCGGCAGAUGGUGCCGUGUGACGUCAGUGACGAGACCGUCACGGCGCUGAAGGAGGACCGCUCGCAUGUCUACUUCAAGCUCCCGCACAAGGACGGCCCCACGGCCCGGUGCGGCAAUCCCAUGGCCAAGGGAUACCUCGCUUAUUUUGAGAAUGGAACUCUUUCGUCCGAAUUCUCGUAUGCAAAGGAGGCGCUCGAGAUGAACGCGUCGUGCUCGUACUGGAUCAGUGCGCGCGACAGAAUUAGGUCCCAGCUAGUUGUCUACGAGGACAGCCUUCCCGGCAGGGACAGCGGGGCCGCUUCUAACGAAGGAUUUAUCCUCCCCCAAGUUAUCCCGAUGGGCACCGUCACCCGCCGCGCUGUCGAGAACACGUGGCUGACAGCAUCCAACGCAAAAAGGAACCGCGUCGGCUCCGAGCUCAAGGCCAUGGUUCGCGCCCCGCCCGGCCAUGUCUUCGUCGGCGCUGAUGUUGACUCGGAGGAGCUGUGGAUUGCGUCUGUCGUAGGCGACGCCACCUUCAAGCUCCACGGUGGCAACGCCAUUGGCUUCAUGACACUCGAAGGCACCAAGGCGGCCGGCACCGAUCUACAUAGCCGUACCGCCGCUAUUCUCGGUAUCACUCGCAACGAUGCCAAGAUAUUCAACUACGGCCGCAUCUACGGUGCCGGCCUCAAGUUCGCCGCCCAGCUCCUCCGCCAAUUCAACCCUAGCCUGAGCGAAAAGGAGACGUUGGCGAUCGCCGCCAAGCUGUACGCCACUACCAAAGGCGCAAAGACCAACAGGAAGGCGCUAUAUAAGCGACCCUUCUGGCGCGGCGGCACCGAGUCCUUCGUCUUCAACAAGCUUGAAGAGUUUGCUGAGCAAGAGCGGCCCCGCACCCCGGUCCUCGGCGCCGGGAUCACCGAGGCUCUGAUGAGCCGCUUCAUGAGCAAGGGCGGCUACCUUACGUCGCGCAUCAACUGGGCCAUCCAGUCUAGCGGCGUCGACUAUCUUCACCUCUUGAUUGUCGCUAUGGAUUAUCUAACGCGACGCUACAACCUCGCCGCCCGCCUAGCCAUCACUGUGCAUGACGAGAUACGCUAUCUCGUCGAGGACCACGACAAGUAUCGCGCCGCAAUGGCCCUGCAAAUCGCCAACAUCUGGACCCGCGCCAUGUUCGCCCAGCAGGUCGGCAUCCACGACCUGCCCCAGAGCUGCGCAUUUUUCUCCGCCAUCGACAUCGAUCACGUCCUGCGCAAGGAGGUCGACAUGGACUGCGUCACCCCUAGCAACCCCAUCGCCAUCGCCCCGGGAGAGAGUAUCGACAUCACCGGUCUGCUGGCAAAAGGCGACCGCGCCCGCCUCGACCCGGCCAUCGUCCCGGACCCGCGCUACGCCCCCAAUCUGGACGGCAUCUCCUACACGCCGCGCAAACCCGUCAUGCAGGAGCUCGUCGAGGCUGAGGGUAUCGACUCCGCCGCGCAGCUGCGCUUCAUCCGCGCCCAAAUUACCAACGUCGAUGCCGAGUUUAGGGAGAUCCUUAAAGAGAUCAAGAAACCGGCUCCACCCACGACUACCACAAAAAACGUGUUACCAUAUCAGUCCAAUGCCCGGCUCGUGUCCGCCCCCCAGCGGGAACCCAUGUCGGUGACGGAAGCCCUCGGAGUAAACCGCUACCACAGCAGCACGUCGUUUGACCGCAAGUGGGACUGGGAGAGGAUCAGACAAGGUUCCAGGACUACAGGCAAGCCCUCGAGGCUGUGAGUGGGGUCAGCCAAGGCCGCAAUGUAAAUUACAUUAUCCGUCGGGUUGACAUUUUCUUUUGUCUUGUAUAUAAGCUGUCAUCAUUGCAAGGGGAGUCGGCUCGUCUUUCUGGUUAUUGGUAAAGCAUUUGUAUAUAUAUAUUAAGGGGGGCGACCUGCUAGUGCAGCAGGAUCGGAAGAGGUUACCUCGUGUGCUAGGUGUUCAAGGGGGGUGUGAGCUAGUAUCGCCUAUUUGGUUAGGGUAAUCAUGAUACGGUGUAUAAAUAUCUAUAACCAAUAGCUAAGGAUUAGGAUCUCAAUCCCUCGUCACAUCCGCCUUCUCAUUCUACCGCGAGUCGCCCCUGGCUU